AACAAAACCCUAAACCCCAACGAAGAGGAACACACGACACCCCUCGGAUUUCAAAGGCCAAACAAAAAGGAAAAAACAUUUUCUUCAAAGCAGCAAUGGCGGAUCCCGUUAUCUCUCUCGAUAAGGUCAAAGCCUUCUGGCACUCUCAGGUCCACGAUGAAGAAAAGUGGGCUCUCAACAUGAAACUGCUGCGAGCUGCUGGGCUAUUUGCUGGAUCCAUUUUUCUAAUGCGCAAUUAUGGUGAUCUUAUGGCCAUAUAAGGAAUUAAAGGAUGGAUUGAGAUCUUCUGAUUAAUAUCAUAUUCUGUUACUUUGAUGUAAUGCCAUAGUCUUCUAUGCCACAGCUAUUUGGAAAUGCAUGCAUUUGUUACUUUUGUGGAUGAAAUUUAGGAAGCCACUUGACAAUCUCCUCUCUGAUAUGCUCAGUUGAUGAUGAUUUCAAACAUUUUUAGUAACUUUUAUUUAGCAUGGUAAUAUAUGCUUCUAAAUGUUGUGGAAUAGAAUGAAAUGCACUGAUUCUGAUGAA
Messenger RNA from Theobroma umbraticum, 525 nucleotides. It is a transcript of the gene TOM5, whose product is annotated as mitochondrial import receptor subunit TOM5-like protein. Gene Ontology annotation, cellular component: mitochondrial outer membrane translocase complex; mitochondrion. The record is from RefSeq and is a predicted model, not a curated record. Lineage: Eukaryota; Viridiplantae; Streptophyta; Magnoliopsida; Malvales; Malvaceae.